Cokeromyces recurvatus is the source of this 1654-nucleotide messenger RNA. RefSeq lists its product as uncharacterized. The record is from RefSeq and is a predicted model, not a curated record. Lineage: Eukaryota; Fungi; Mucoromycota; Mucoromycetes; Mucorales; Mucoraceae. The coding region runs from base 405 to 1331 and encodes 308 amino acids. The transcript has 5 exons.
CUUUUUCUUUUUCUUUUUUAACAAACAAAAACUUUUGAAUUGUUGUUUGUCAUGGCGCAUUUAAUACAACCGUCUGAUCUGCCAUCAAUAUUUGCAGAUCCAUAUUUACAAGUUGUUGAUCGAGUCUUCCCUUUAACGCAUCGUCGUAAACAAUAUCUAAAGUACUAUCCAGAAGAUCAAAUAAUUGAUAGAACCAAUGAUUUUAGACCGACUGAAUAUUUGUUAUAUAAAAAAAUUAAGAACACAGUAAGGUCUUAUAUUCUAAUUGUAACUUGUCGAGAUUGAUCUUGAUUAUUAUGUUGUUUUUCUUUCUUUCUUUCGAUUAGGCUGCUAAAAUAGUAAGAGAUAUUCCAGAAUUUGGUCAUUUAUUAAAAGAUGAUAUCGUAGCAUUUUUAAAAGAUGACAUGAAUAUAUCCCGAAAAUUUGAAAGAUAUGAUUCUUUACGAGAAAACGCUUUUGUUACAAUGGACUAUAUACAUGAUUUAAAAUUAUUAGUAUUUGCUUCUGCAUCUAGUAUGUCUUCAUUAGUCAUUAUAAUAUCAAAAAAGGAAUGCUUUGAAUUAGGUGAUUACUCUGUCGAGUUACCGUUAGAUACAAUGUACAUUACACACACUUGGGAUCUAGAAUAUCCUAUUAGACAAAUUACAACUUCACCGUUUUCUUCUUUAGAGUUUAAAAUAUUUCUUGUUAGAACAACAUCUAAAAUACAUUUAUUUACUUUAAAUGAAAAGGAAGGUCUUAAAAUGAUCCAAAUUUUUAAUUUAACUACAGUAUCAGAUAGCAACCCUUCUAUUGAUUAUUCUAUGCCUUUACAUGUUGAGUUUAGUCCUUAUAAACCAUAUGAAUAUGUAUUAGUGACUACCAACGGCUAUAUUGCUAUUGUUGAUGGAUUGGAUGGCAAAAUUCUCUAUAAUGGUAUAGAUCCCUUUCCAGAUAAUUUGAAUUACAUCUCUCGCUGGAAAUCAUGUUCUUUUGGUAAAACGUCUUCUACCAUCUUAAUCGCCUCACCUGAAUGUAUCAAAGAAUGGGAAUUUACUGAUACUAUAAUUCAAAAAAGGACUUUAGCGGCACCUAAUGACCGUAUUAUCUCCUUUACAGCGAAAUCAUCUUUAUAUUGUUUCGCAACGUUAGAUGCAAUAUUUGUUUUUGAUUAUUUAAUACCCGAACGACCUAUUCUUAAAUGGAUGCAUCCUAUGCGAUUAGGCGCACCUUCCUUACUUAUUCUUGAUGAAUUAGAGAAAGAUAUUUGGAGGCUUGCUGCUUUCUCUCAUCAAACUCAAAGGUUAACAUUUAUAGAAUUUAAAUAUACAAAUCAACCUACGAAAAGGUAAAGAAAGACAGAAAGAAAGAAAGAAAGAAAAAAAAAAGGGAGGGGGGAAAUUAUUCUAACCUGAAGUCUAUUUAAGCAUUAUUCCUAAAGCUGAAAUCAUUGGAUUACAUAAUAUAAAACUAUCAAAAUAUAAAUUUCAAGAAUUAUACAAUUAUAAUAAUCGUAUAUCAUCUAUUGGAUUUGGAUUAGAUUUAUAUCAAUUACAAAAGGAUAAAAAGAGAAUAGAAGAUAAAAGGUUACUUUGUAUUUAUCGUCUCUUUGAAGACGGUUCAGUUAAAGUACAAUAUGCAUCAUUAACAGAAGAAGAAGGGCCUGUAGAUAAAA